GUGGUGCGCUGGAGGUGUCUGCUGUAAAGUGCUGCUGGCUCGCAGCAUGGGCACCGGGGAUUACAUCUGCGUGACGCUGCGUGGCGGGUCGCCCUGGGGAUUCACGCUGCGGGAGGGAGAGGGGGACUCCUACCGACCUCUCCUCACGGCCCAGGUGGAGGAGGCCGGACGCGCCUUCCUGGCUGGAGUGCGUGAGGGCGACGAGGUGGUGUCGCUCAACGGGGAGCCGUGCGCCGAUCUCAGCCUCUUACGAGCCCUAGCUCUCAUCGACACAUCGAUCGACUGCCUGCAGCUGCUCCUCAAAAGAUACUGCUCCACUCCCCCUGACGACUAUGAAUCAGAAGUGACACUCUGUGGUGACAGGCUCCCGGAUGAGGCUUCUGUGGAGAGCACCACCCUCCACAUCUUCUCCCCAAGGGACCGGACCCAAAGCCCAAGGGAGCUCAUCAUAUCGGAGCUCCAGGGGGAGGGCUGCUGUGAUGAUCGGGGAAACCGGGAGCCUGUCUUUAGGGGAGCAGAUGAGGAGGCGCAGAGGUGCUUCUCCCCCGGGGACAUGGUCGAGCUGCAGGUGUCCCUGUCUGAGCAGACUCUGGGCGAUGCAGGCUGCACCUCCCUCGGGAGCGCCCUGGGGAUCGAGGGGGAGCUCUCCAACAGAGAGGCCAUCGAGACGGUCCAUACCUCCACCGCAUCGCACUUCGUGCCCUGCCCUGCCAGGAAGCCGCUUAGCCAGCGCGGGGUGGUGCUCGGCUCCCCGUCCAUGCUGGGGCAGGUGGAGGUCACUCUGCAGCAGCCAGCAGCAUCAGAGGAGGGGAGGGGCGUCCUGAGCGUGGGUGGCCCCAGGGUCAGUGGAAGUGACAGAGGAGGAGAAGGGGGAGGGCACUGCGCAGGAGUCCCAGGGUCUUUCACCGUCUCGUUUGGACUUCCCUCUGAGGAGGCGACACCGGCUGAGGAGCAGGACUCUGACUCUGAGGGGGAUCAAGACAAGCCCAACAAGCAUCGGGCCAGGCACGCCAGGCUCAGGCGUAGCGAGAGUCUGUCAGAGAAGCAGGUGAAGGAAGCCAAGUCCAAAUGUAAACAUAUUGCUCUCCUUCUUACGGCUGCUCCGCCAAACCCCAACAACAAGGGGGUGUUGAUGUUCAAGAAACAUCGGCAGAGGGCCAAGAAAUACACGCUUGUGAGCUACGGCACAGGAGACGACGAACCAGAGUACAGUGACGACGACGACGAGGAAGCAAGAGACGGCGAACAACCAAACCACACUGUUGAAUUUACCCUUGUAGCUCCAAACAGUUCUGAAAUAGAAAAGCACAUCAUCGCUAACACCCAUAGUGGUAAAGGUGUGCUAACCAUCAACUGGGACAAGGGUCUCCUUGAGAUCGAAAGGAACCUGAACAAUCAAGAAGAGAUGGAAUCCUUGCCCGAAACAAAGGGUAAAGGCGCCCUAAUGUUUGCCCAGCGACGUCAGAGAAUGGAUGAGAUUACUGCUGAACACGAGGAGCUCAGGCGCCAGGGGAUUCCCGUGGAAGGAGUGCAGGAGGCUGAAAAGAAGACAAUGGAGCAGUCGUACAUGCAGUCCACAACAGAGAGCCAUGCGUACAUGGAUGUGAAUAUACACCAACAAAGCCAACACCAGCAACAGUACAAGCAAUAUCAAGAGCAACAGUACUACGAGCAGCAACAGCACUACCAGCAACAGCAGCAGUACCAACAGCAAUAUCAGCAAGAACAGUAUGAGCAACAGAAUUAUCUACAGCAACAAAUGUACCAGCAGCAGCAGCAGCAGGAAUAUCAUCACGAGCAACAGCAAAUGCAGCACUAUGCUGCCAAUAUUAACGGCACAGUCCAACAUCAAAGCAGCGAAAUGCAGAGUUCUCUCAGCAAUCGCACUGCAAAGCCCUUCUCACUGGAAAACAUGGCGGCGACCCCUUAUUCUUCUGCAAUGAGUGGGACCAAUCAGGAUUCUGUGGGCCAAGGAGAGCAGAUAGCUUCCCGCGACGAGCGCAUCUCUACCCCUGCUAAUAGGACUGGCAUUCUGAUGGAUACAAAGAGAAAAGGUGCUGGCAAGCCUAUGUUCACAUUCAAGGAGGCACCAAAGGUAUCGCCAAACCCGGAAUUGCUCAACCUCCUUAACAGGAGCGAUAAGAAGUUGGGUUUUGAGUCAGGACCUGAGGAAGACUACCUUAGUCUUGGGGCCGAGGCUUGUAACUUCCUCCAAUCUCAACGAGUUAAACACAAAACUCCUCCACCAGUGGCUCCGAAGCCUAUGAUCAAUCCCAACGCUCCUCCUUGGUCCCCACAGACAGAAAUGACAAACCAGGACAUGCCACAGUGCGCUGAAAAUAGUGUAUCCACACCUGCUAUAGCCCCCACCAUAGAGAGUAGCCCUGCUCCAGAACUAGAGCCAACUCCUGCACCUGCCCCUGAGCCCUCUCCCCCUCCUACUGCCCAGGGGGCUCCUGCCAGCACUGCUACAGAGGAGCAGCACACAUGGACUCUGCCAGAGCCUCAACAGCCUCAGCAACUGACUGCGCAUGAGGAUAAUGUUCACAUGAAUUCUACCCCACAGCCAGACCCUGCUCCUGUGAAUACCUGGGCUACAGCACAGAUACAGGUCCAACCACAACCACAUACUAAUUCCUGGCAUCAAGCUCAAGUGCAGCCUCAGGAACCUGUUCCAAGUCAGUCCCCACCGCAGCCACCUUGGGUAACACGACAGUCGUCUCAGACACAAGCACAGGCUCAGCUCUCUAUAAAUACAUGGAGCCCUCAAAUUCAGCCAUCCUGGGGUCAGCCUCAGGACCAGGCACAACCCCAGACCCAUGCACAGCAAUCCUGGGCCCAACCUCGGGAACAACCACCGUCUCAGCCACAGGUUCAGGCACCCUGGGCGCAAUCUCUCGAGCAGCCGCACCCGCAGCCAACUUGGGGGCAACGUCAGGAACCAGUGCAGCAGCUCCCCCAAGCCUCUUGGACUCGGCUAUCAGAAACAGACACUCAGCAUCAGCAGGCAUGGGUGCAACAGUCUCAAGCACAACCUCCCUGGGUUAGACCGGUUCAGCCCGAAUCCCAGCAGCAGCCACCAUGGGUUCAACAACCACAACAUCAGGCUCCACAACAAGCGUGGCAACAGGUUCAAGCACCAGGUCAACCACAACAACCCUGGGCCUCAGUUCCGCCUCAACAGCCACAGCAGCCUUCAGUUAACGCAUGGCCUUCCUCACCAGCUCAACUUCAACCUGCCCCAGUACAACCCCAAGCUACUUUGAAUCCAUGGGCACCAGUACCUCCCCAGCCUCAGUUCCAAUCAUCAUGGACCCAGGAGCAAAAUCAGGCACAAAAUCAGGCACCUUGGGGUCAUCCGGUCCAACCCCAGCAUACUUCACAAGCAAAGUGGACGCCAUCAACUCCAUCAAAAACACCGCAGCCACAAAUGAAUGUAUGGCCAGCGUCUGAAACACAGCCUCAGACCCCUGUAAACGCCUGGGCCCCACAGCCACAACAAACACCUAGCAAUGUUCACGCAUCAAUGGUAAACACCCGUCCAUCUCCAAAACCUUGGCAGCCACCACAACACGCAACCCACAACCAGACUCCUCCCCCUCCACCCCAGCGGAUGCACUCCUUUUCUCUUGGUCAGAGAGUAUCAUCACCCAUCAACCCAAUGGCCACUGUCUUAAACCCACAAUCCCCAGGUUCAGCUUUCGAGAUGCCAGCGGUCCGAGGAAAAGGAGCCGAUAUGUUCGCCAAGAGACAGUCACGUAUGGAGAAAUAUAUCGUGGACUCGGAGACUGUGCAGGCAAACAAGGCAAGCCGUUCAGCUUCACCAACUGCUUCCUUGCCAAGCGAGUGGAGAUAUACUCCCAAUGUACGUGCCCCACCUCCGCGUGCUUAUAAUCCUAUUCACUCACCUUUUUACCCCCCAGCAGCGACAAAGCAGCCCCCUCCAGGAAGCCCUUCAUCCAAAGCCAAGAAAAAAGGCAAAGAGAAACAAACUCCUGCCCCCAAACCCCUCAAUGUUAUAGAUGUCAUGAAGCAUCAACCAUAUCAACUAAAUUCCUCACUGUUCACCUUUGGCCCAGCCGUAGAGGCACCCAAACCCCCUGUGCCUAAGCCAGACUCUUUACCUCUUAACCCACCUGUCGACAAUCCAUCAGUAAGAUAUGAGCCAAUGCCCCCCAUGCAGCCAGCUGGACAAUUUAAUGCUCCAUACCCCCAGCAGCCCUAUGGGAUGCCAAUGCAACCUAUGAUGCAUGAUGGCCUCUACCAACAAGCCCCAGCUAGCGGUUACCCUGCGCCUAAUCCUUACCAGCAGCCCCCUCCUCCUGGUGGUCCAUACCAGCACGCAUAUAACCAACCGUAUCAGCCGCCUCUUCCACCUGCUUAUCAGCCUCAAAGUCCUCAGUCUCCAAACCCCAUGUACCAGCAGGCACCGCAGGCCCCUUACCAACCAGCCAGCAGCCCUCCUUACUUAUCAGCCCCCUCGGUCCCUUACCAGCCCCAGCCUCCCAGUACCUAUGUUGUUCCUAGCUUCCCUCUGGCUGCGAGGCCUGAAUCCGCAUCAGGUGGCAACCCUGUAGCUGCUCCAAAGCCCAAAUUUACAGCUAAAAAGAGCUCAGCGCAGGUGUGGAGGCCCACAGCUGUGGAUAAAUAGUGAUUCUGGUUGAAUCAUGACAUGCUUGGUGUCUUUUUGAAUCCAAGGGUUUGUGCUCUGUCCACUGAGAUGUGGAAUAUUUUUAGCACUUGCUCUUUUUGAUGAGCUGCCUUCACGUCCAGCUGCUGUUGAUGGUGUAUUGGCAUCAAACAAACAUGAUAAAUGCAGCAGUAAGAAAGGGACAUAUGCAAAUGCAAAUCACUUCAUAGUAAAUUAUACAGAUACACAAAAAAUCCUUUGGAUUCUGAAUGGAUUUGUGCAAUUUGAUGUAAACGAUUCUAAAGCGAAGGCAUAAUAAGAAUGUAGGUGGGCACGAUACUCAGCAUUAAAUGUAGGAAGAGAGAAAAAAAAAGUGCUAAACAGUGGCAACAGGAAGUCGAUGUCUGAAAAGAAGAAAAUGACAAACGUGUGUUCAACUAUUUUGAGAAGAAAAAAACACAUCUGAAAUGUAAUAAAACGAACUGAACGAGAAGUUCACUGGCAACAAGCUAAAGCUAAAUUUGCAUUGUCAGCAGUGUCGUAAGGACCGAGACUGUAAACUGUGACUCUGCAGAGUUUAAAGUAAAGCCUGGAGCGUAACACAGUGCUCGGUUCAGAAAGCGACAACGCUGACCUCAAAUGUUUGAUCUGUGAGGAGUUUUUCUUCAGUGCCUUUUCCAUAGCACCUACCUAAGUAGGUUAUUUUUAUUGUAAGCUUGAAGCCAGCUGUUGCGUCAUGUUAGGGACUAUAUUUAAAGUGCCUCAUGAGGAGCGCUGAGCUCCAUAGAUAGAACUCUGGGCUUAGAUUUCAGCUUCAGCUAAGUGAAACGGGUUCUGGAGCUUCACGAGGAGCUACAGAAGCUGACGCGUUUCACUCUUCCAGGCGUCUUGUUCUGACUGCUUUUGUAUUGUUUUGAACCAAACCGGCCGGUUUGGUUCACAGAUAUGUUGCUUUCGCUCUUUAUGUUCUUCCCUUGUUUCGGUGUGUUUCUUCAUAGUGCACUUUCUGUAUGAUUCACUGCAGUGCCAUUAAAACUUCUUUUAUCCUU
This is a messenger RNA of Betta splendens (Siamese fighting fish), 5679 nucleotides long. RefSeq names its product synaptopodin-2. Gene Ontology annotation, molecular function: actin binding. Gene Ontology annotation, cellular component: Z disc; nucleus; actin cytoskeleton. Gene Ontology annotation, biological process: positive regulation of actin filament bundle assembly. The transcript is spliced from 4 exons. NCBI's taxonomy places the organism in Eukaryota, Metazoa, Chordata, Actinopteri, Anabantiformes, Osphronemidae. Bases 47 to 4651 code for a protein of 1534 amino acids. The record is from RefSeq and is a predicted model, not a curated record.